UUGUAUCAGUGCUCGCUUGCCCCGCCCUGAGAAGAUGUGGCUCAAGGGCUUCCUGGAGGGUCACCCGAUGCUUAGCCCAGUGCUUUCAGUAUUCCUGUUGGUGCUGCUGCUGUUAGGACCUUCACAGACCAAACCAGGCGUCUUUGGUGCUUCCACUGCACCAAGCACCCCCAGAACCCUCACCAGGCCCGACAGCACCUCCAGCAUCUCAACCAAUGCCGGCAACGCCAGUUUUCUAGACCUGAGAGAUCGUGCGAGAGCCCUGAUGCAAGACUUCCCCCUUGUAGACGGCCACAAUGACCUGCCUCUUGUCCUGAGGCAAUUUUACCCAAAUGGUCUACAGGAUGCCAACCUGAGAAACUUCACCUAUGGCCAUACCAGCCUGAAUAGGCUUAGAGAUGGCUUUGUGGGAGCCCAGUUCUGGUCCGCUUACGUACCGUGUCAGACCCAGGACCGGGAUGCCUUGCGCCUCACUCUGGAGCAGAUUGACCUCAUCCACAGUAUGUGUGCCUCUUAUCCUGAGCUGGAGCUCGUGACCUCAGUUAAAGCUCUGAACAGCACCUGGAAAGUGGCCUGCCUCAUUGGUGUGGAGGGUGGCCACUCGAUAGAUAACAGCCUCUCUGUGCUUCGAAGUUUCUACCAGCUGGGGGUGCGCUACCUGACCCUCACACACACCUGCAACACACCCUGGGCAGAGAGCUCAUCUAAGGAUGUCCACUCAUUCUACAGCAGUGUCAAAGGACUGACCAGCUUUGGUGAAAAGGUGGUAGCAGAAAUGAAUCGCUUGGGUAUGAUGGUUGAUUUGUCCCAUGUCUCGGAUGCUACUGCACAGCGGGCCUUAGAAGUGUCCCAGGCACCUGUGAUCUUCUCUCACUCGGCUGCCAGGGGUGUGUGCAGAAAUGCUCGGAAUCUUCCUGAUGACAUCCUGCGGCUUCUGAAGAAGAAUGGUGGCAUUGUGAUGGUGACAUUCUCUGUAGGGGUACUGCAGUGCAGCCCCUUAGCCAAUGCAUCCACUGUGGCAGAUCACUUUGACCACAUCAAGGCAGUCAUUGGAUCUGAGUUCAUCGGGAUUGGUGGGGAUUAUGAUGGAACUGCACAGUUCCCUCAGGGGCUGGAGGACGUGUCUACAUACCCAGUCCUCAUAGAGGAGUUGCUGAGACGGGGCUGGAGUGAGCAGGAGCUUCAAGGUGUCCUUCGAGGAAACCUGCUGAGGGUCUUCAGACAGGUGGAACAGGUACGGGAGAAAAACAGAUGGCAAAGUCCCCUGGAAGACAUGAUUCCAGAGGAGCAGCUGAACAGUGCUUGUCAUUCAGUCUUGCCACGUCGACAUCAGAAACAAUCAGAGAUCCCAACAUAUCAUACACUCAAGUUAUCAUCUGGGUGGUCACACUCAAAAUCUUCUCCCCACAUAGUCCCAAGCCUCACCAUUGUUGCAACCUUUUUAGGCCUUAUAGUAUGACUGUGAUGGUUCAUGCCAUUCUCCCAGAUAUAAUUCUUGUACCCUCGGACCCCCUUCA
This is a messenger RNA of Phodopus roborovskii (desert hamster), 1517 nucleotides long. Its product is annotated as dipeptidase 2. Lineage: Eukaryota; Metazoa; Chordata; Mammalia; Rodentia; Cricetidae. Gene Ontology annotation, biological process: proteolysis. The record is from RefSeq and is a predicted model, not a curated record. Gene Ontology annotation, molecular function: metallodipeptidase activity. Bases 35 to 1459 code for a protein of 474 amino acids. The transcript is spliced from 10 exons.